AUGGAAAUUCUUGGAAAUACUCUUGGACAAAUUGCUGGGGAGAAGGCUGGGAUCUUCAAGCAUGGCGUUCCAGCAUUUACUGUACCACAGCCUGAAGAAGCCAUGUCUGUUCUUGAAGAGAAGGCUUCACUGCUGAAUGUACAUCUUCAACUAGCAUCACCGGUGGACCCUAUCUUGCUUAGUGGUCUGCAACUUGGGCUUGAAGGCGAACACCAGUAUUUAAAUGCUGGUCUUGCUAUUGCACUAUGUUCAACUUGGCUUCAGAGGACAGGUCAUGUGGGGAUCAAUUACCUAAACCAGACUACCUCUCUGCCUGAGGAAUUCAUUAAAGGGCUAACGACAGCUGCUCUGCAAGGACGGGCCCAAAUUGUACCUGAUCGGUUCAUUGAGAAUGAAAGCUCGGGGGAUCUUGUGUUCUACUUGGAUGGUGCUCAUAGUCCUGAAAGCAUGGACGUCUGUGCAAAAUGGUUUUGUCUUGCAAUCAAAGAAGAUUAUAAUUCUUUAGCUAAUAGGGCUCAUAACGAAUUGAGCUCACCACAUGAAUCAGGCCAUAUUAACAAUCAUAAAACUUCAAAGAAAAGUUCCACUCAGAUUUUGUUGUUUAAUUGCAUGUCCGUGAGGGACCCUCAGUUGCUUCUUCCACGUUUGAUGAAUGCAUGCUCAAGUCAUGGAGUCCACUUUAAGAAUGCCCUAUUUGUUCCAAACACAUCGGUGUAUUACAAGGUAGGGACUGGGGCCUCACCUCCAACAAAUUCUGAAGUAGAUGUGUCGUGGCAGUUGACUCUUCAAAGACUAUGGGAAGGCCUUGUUCAUGGGGAAAAAGGUGUUUCAGCUACAUGUACAGAUGCAAAAAAUGCUGACUUAACGUGUGAAGCAGGACCUGAUGACACCCAAAAAGGGAUUCAGAAUUGUGAGAGCAGUACAGUGUUUCCUUCACUACCAUUAGCUAUUAAUUGGCUCAGGGACAACAUCCGAAAAAAUCAAUCUGUUCGCUACCAGGUCCUAGUUACGGGUUCAUUGCAUCUAGUAGGUGAUGUUUUGAGAUUAAUCAAGAAGUAA
Messenger RNA from Fraxinus pennsylvanica, 1059 nucleotides. Lineage: Eukaryota; Viridiplantae; Streptophyta; Magnoliopsida; Lamiales; Oleaceae. The record is from the annotation of a GenBank genome assembly.